CUUAGCUCCAGUCCUAUGCUGGCUUGAUCAACGAGAAUAGCGAGAUACUCCCUUCUCAUUCUGUCUAGCAAAUGUCCCUUUAGUUUCUCUCUCAAGAAAACAAGUCAGCUAUGUCUUGAAGAUCAGGCGAGGACCAGAAAAGAAGGUGGGAGUGUGAGGAGAGCAGUGUUGUAAAGGAGAAGGGCGACGAACGAGACAAAAGAGGCUGCGGCUGCAUUGAAUGUGGUGGUGUCCGACUCAGAACCCACAUAGUACAACCUAGCCACAUUUGCUUUUUAUUCUAGGUGAGAAUACACCGGGGAGGGGAGUAUUUACGAGAAGAAAAGGUGCCAUUUUACUCAUUCGAAGUGCGUAGUCACGAGGCCUCUAAACAUUUAGUCGUGGACUGGGUGCAUCUUUACUACAUCGAAUGUUAUUUGUCUGUGGGUUGAACAUAGACCAGAACAAAGGGAGUCUUGAGCAAGGAAUUAGCGAGCCGAGACUAGCUUUGCCAUUACUGCCUCUGAAACCAAGCCAAAUGCGUCUCUGAAACCGACAAUAUAACGUCUUCUCCAUUUCUGUCCUUUUUUGCCCAUAAGAGAGGAAGAUUUUUUUUAAGAAUUCGGCACCCAGAAUGUUUCCUCAAAACCGACCUCCGGCACCUCUCCAGCCACCCCCUGGGUCUUCAGCGUCUGCGGCGGCAGCUGCAGCCUCGGGAGCCCCCCAGGCCCUAAAGCUCACCUACCCAGAGACCCUGGACCGCAUCAAGGAGGAGUUCCAGUUCCUCCAGACCCAGUACCACAGCCUGAAGAUGGAGUGUGAGAAACUGGCCACAGAGAAGACUGAGAUCCAGAGACACUAUGUUAUGUAUUACGAGAUGUCCUACGGCCUUAAUAUUGAAAUGCACAAACAGACGGAGAUCGCCAAGCGCCUGAAUGUGAUCUGUGCCCAACUCAUCCCUUUCCUGUCACAGGAGCACCAACAACAGGUGGUCCAGGCCAUGGAGCGCGCCAAGCAGGUGACUAUGGGGGAGUUAAAUGCAUCGAUAGGGCAACAGCUGCAGGCGCAGCACCUCUCCCAGCACGUGGCCCAGGGUUUGCAGGGUCUGCACAGUAUGCAAAUGGGGCCCCAUCCUGGGGGCCUCCCUCACCCUGGCCUGGCACUGGGCGGAGGGUCCAGCCUCUUGGCUCUGUCUGGGGCCCUGGGGGCCCAGCUGGCUGCCAAGGAGGGCCACGAGAGGGCCCACCUGGAGGCUGCCGCUGCUGCAGCCGCCGCAGAGCACCACAGAGGCUGGCUGCGGGGACGCGGGGCGAUGCUGCCCAUCAUGGACGUAGACCGUGAAGCGGGACCGAGCUCUAUGUCCAACGGGGAUAAGGGCCGUACAGCAGACUACCUCAGCAACGGGAAGAAGAGGAGGGCAGACGAGAAGGAGUUCAUGACGGACUAUGGCAGCGAUGCGGAUAAGAGUGAUGAUAAUUUGGUGGUGGAUGAGGACCCCUCGUCCCCCCGCAGUGUCCACUCCUACUCGUCUCGAGAAAACGGCCUGGACAAGUUGCCCCCGUCUCGUAAAGACGCCCCUCCCCAGGCCAGCCCUGCGUCCCUGGCCUCCUCCAGCAGCCAAGCCUCCCCCUCCCGCAGCAAGGACCGGGAGCCACCGAGGGAGAAGUCCAGUACCCCAGGUAUGAAGCCAGGCACCCCCCACAGUUCCCAGGACUCCUCCACCCCCGGCCCCAGUGCACCCCCACAGUUCCGGCCCGUCCCUGGCAAACCUGGCGUUGACCCUCUGGGUAAAACCAAGAACAUCAUGGAUCACAUGUCUCUGGGUCUGAGGAACCCUCUGGCGGUGCAGGGAGCGUAUCCCCCCGGGGCAUUUAGCCUGCCCCCUCCAGGAGUGAACGGGGAGCUGGCAGGGGCAGCGGCAGCCUAUGGGGCGGGGCUCCAUCUGGUCUCCCCCCAGAUGAACGGCUCUGCAGCCGCCGCCGCUGCAGCCGGAUAUGGACGAUCACCAGUGGUGGGCUAUGAGUCUCCUCACCCCCACAUGAGGGUACCAGGGUUACCCGCCAGCCUGCAGUCCACUGCCUCAGGGAAACCUGCCUACUCUUUCCAUGUAAGUGCGGAUGGACAGAUGCAGCCGGUGCCUUUCCCUCCAGACGCCCUGCUGGGCCCGGGCAUCCCGCGGCACGCCCGGCAGAUCCACACUCUGAACCAUGGAGAGGUGGUGUGUGCCGUUACCAUCAGCACCUCCACACGCCACGUCUACACCGGCGGCAAGGGGUGUGUCAAGGUGUGGGACAUCAGCCAGCCUGGCAGCAAGAGUGCCAUGGCCCAGCUCGACUGUCUGAAUAGGGAUAACUACAUCCGCUCCUGCAAACUCCUCCCUGAUGGCCGGACCCUCAUCGUUGGAGGCGAGGCCAGCACACUGUCAAUCUGGGACUUGGCCACACCCACUCCCCGCAUCAAGGCGGAGUUGACGUCUUCUGCCCCGGCCUGCUACGCUCUGGCCAUUUCCCCCGACAACAAGGUCUGCUUCUCCUGCUGCAGCGACGGAAACAUUGUAGUCUGGGACCUGCACAACCAGACCCUGGUUAGGCAGUUCCAGGGCCACACUGACGGGGCCAGCUGUAUUGACAUCUCCAACGAUGGGACCAAACUGUGGACGGGGGGGCUGGACAACACAGUACGUUGCUGGGACCUGAGAGAGGGACGACAGCUGCAGCAGCACGACUUCACCUCACAGAUCUUUUCUUUGGGCUACUGUCCUACAGGAGAGUGGCUGGCAGUGGGCAUGGAGAGCAGUAACGUAGAAGUGCUGCAUGUCUCCAAACCAGACAAGUACCAGCUGCACCUCCAUGAGAGCUGUGUGCUCUCCCUCAAGUUUGCCUACUGUGGCAAAUGGUUUGUGAGCACAGGCAAAGAUAACCUUCUGAACGCAUGGCGGACACCCUAUGGAUCAAGCAUAUUCCAAUCAAAGGAGUCGUCUUCUGUGCUCAGCUGUGACAUCUCCCCUGAUGACCAGUUCAUUGUGACAGGCUCGGGUGACAAGAAGGCCACUGUGUACGAAGUCAUCUACUGAUGAGGGAGCACUCUGAUUGGAUAAAGUGGGGGUGAGGCUCCCUUGGCGCACCAAUGGACUGUAAAGAGAGUGGUGGGCGUCGUGGAGACCAGAGACACAUUGUACUUUGUUUUAUUUACUUUCGUAAAGGAUGCAGAUGAGGGUGAAGUCGAAUAUCUGGAACUUUGACCUUAAAAAAAAUAUACUCAGAAAAAGCUGGUAGUCGAGCGACACAAAACGUGGGAUUCCUCCAAAGACCUCUGAUUUUCCCUCACCUUUUUUCUCUUUUUUUUACAAAAUGAAAAAACAUAUUUUUUUAGCCUUAGAAUUCAUGACGAGCAGUAGGACCAUGAUGUGUGCACAGAGGGAGAUAAGGGGGUUGUGAGUGCUGGGGGGGUGUGUGUGUGUGUGUGUGGGUGACUACAGUUUUGUGUGUAGCCUUACCCAGUCUCUGCUCGUAUCACUGUCUGUCUGUACUCAUCUCGCAGAUGGCAUGGCGGACAGACAGUUUGCUGUGAGAUUCCAAUGACUAAAGGUGGUUAGAUUCAGCAGCAAUAUGAUUGUAUUGUAAUACAUGAUAAAAGGACAGAACACUAUCCAGAAUACAAAACUAAAAUUUGUGUUCACAGUAUUCUGCAAUUUCAGGGAAAUGGCUACUUACAUCAACAUUCAACAAUUACAUGUUUUCUAUUGUAUUUGUUAGGGCACAUAGACAGGUAUUUUCACUACUGCAUCGUGACCUUUGAACUCAGUAUAUAUCAACUGUAAAUAAAGCUCUCUGAAGGCAAAAAAAAAGACAUUCGUGGGUCGGAUUUGCUUAGAGCCGAGGAUAAAAAGAAAUGGAAAAACAACUAAAUUGUAUGAUGGUUUGUACAUUGUAGUUGAGUAACUUUUCAGUGCAUAUUCCCAAGAGCAGCAGGACUGUGACUAACCACCAUACAGGGCUGAUGGGUCUGGAAAGGUUGGUAAGAUGUCUGCAGCCACACAGCUUAGUGGGAGCUUUGAUAUGAGUCUGGCUGACUGUCUGCUGCUUUUAAUGUCAUUGAGUCCUUAACUGGAAGUGUGGCUGAGGAGGACCUGCCACUAACUUCAGUGUCCUCUCAACCCUUCCCUACACACCCUGUGUAUUCGCUCUCUUUAGUACAGCUUUGCUCAGAACAGAAGCCUCAACCAUGAGUAGGUCUCAUAUCCAAAGGUGGACAUGUUCCAUGAGUGGGGAGUUCUGCAUGUGUACAGAUGGAUAAUGAUAACACAAUGUGUUCAAAGCUACUGUGUGCCCCCCUGUAAAAUCUGAAUGGUCUGAAGAGUACUUGUUGCAUAUAGCAGCGAUGUCAUGGAGGCCCAUGUCUUUAUAAUGUACUCAUUAGGAGUGGGAUGAAGUGGCCCUGGCCUAGACAUUUACCUGGAGGAGCUGGUGAUUUAUGGGAUGAUGGAGGUAUUCUCUAGAUGGGGAGCUGGUGUGUACUGGCCAAGGAAUGGACCUGUGGGCUAGGUGAAAGACGUUAGGGCUGGGGGAAUGAUGUGGGCAAGAGUAGAUCUAGGUGAUGUAAUGAAGACCAAUAAACUAUUUUGUAUGGUU
Oncorhynchus masou masou (cherry salmon) is the source of this 4610-nucleotide messenger RNA. RefSeq names its product TLE family member 2, transcriptional corepressor a (gene tle2a). The coding region runs from base 614 to 3052 and encodes 812 amino acids. The transcript has 20 exons. Gene Ontology annotation, biological process: negative regulation of canonical Wnt signaling pathway; regulation of DNA-templated transcription. Gene Ontology annotation, molecular function: transcription corepressor activity; protein binding. The record is from RefSeq and is a predicted model, not a curated record. NCBI's taxonomy places the organism in Eukaryota, Metazoa, Chordata, Actinopteri, Salmoniformes, Salmonidae. Gene Ontology annotation, cellular component: transcription regulator complex; nucleus.